AUGAUCUUCCUCGGCGCUCCUCCCGCCGGUCUCUUGGUCGACAAAAUAGGUCCUCAGCCACUCAUCGCUGGCGGUAGCAUUGGCCUCCUGAUUGGCACUUUCAUGACCUCUCUCUGCAAAGAGUAUUAUCAAUUUUUCCUCGCCCAAGGCUUUCUCAUGGGCGCAUCCAUGUCGUUCCUGACUAUUCCGAGCGUCUCAACAAUAUCUCACCACUUCACCACGAGUCGGGGCCUGGCGACCGGCAUCGCUAUAGCUGGUUCCUCGAUGGGCGGCGUCAUCUGGCCUAUCGUGUGCGAUCAGCUGCUCAACCACCGCGGUGUCAGCUUCGGUUGGACCAUGCGCAUCGUCGGCUUCAUCAUGAUCCCUCUCAUUGUCAUUGCAACCCUUACUGUUCUGCCACCAAAGUCUUCUUCGACCUCUGUCGCCAACGAGAAAGAGGGACAAGUGAUAGAAGAGAAGAAGCCAAAGCAGAAGACUGACCUAUCAAUCUUGAAGAAACCAGCCUACAUUGCUUUCGUCCUUGGAAUAACAAUCUUCAAUCUUGGGAUGUUCACGCCAUUUUUCUUCACGACCGCCUACGCCGCCAGCCUGGGCCACUCCGUCUCCUUCUCCUUCUACAUCCUUUCCGCCAUGAACGCCGCCUCCCUCUUUGGCCGCAUCGGCAUCGGCAGCCUUGCCGACAAGUACGGGGCCUUCAACCUGACCUCCAUCUCCGCCCUCGUCGGCGCCAUCGUCUGCUUCUGCUGGACCACCGCCACGUCGACGGGCGGCAUCACCGUGUGGGCCAUCGCGUAUGGCUUUUCAUCAGGGGCGAUCCUCAGCCUGCAGAUGCAGUGUGCCGCUGCACUGUCCACCAAGGAGACGUACGGGACUGCCAUUGGCCUGGCCCUUGGCUUCGCGUCGAUUUCAGGACUCGUUGGAACUCCCAUCAGCGGGGAGUUGGUGCCCAAGGGCUACUUGGUGCUAUCAGCCUAUUGCGCGAGUACUCUGAUGGCGGCGGCACUCAUUGUCAUGGUUUCAAGACUCAUUCAGAGCCGUCAGCUCUGGGUCAAGAUCUGA
Molecule: messenger RNA, 1059 nt
Organism: Cyphellophora europaea CBS 101466
Lineage: Eukaryota; Fungi; Ascomycota; Eurotiomycetes; Chaetothyriales; Cyphellophoraceae
Exons: 6
Coding region: 1-1059 (352 amino acids)
Biological process (GO): transmembrane transport
Cellular component (GO): fungal-type vacuole membrane
Molecular function (GO): transmembrane transporter activity
Source: RefSeq, a predicted model, not a curated record